Messenger RNA from Aplosporella prunicola CBS 121167, 387 nucleotides. RefSeq lists its product as uncharacterized. Bases 1 to 387 code for a protein of 128 amino acids. The record is from RefSeq and is a predicted model, not a curated record. Lineage: Eukaryota; Fungi; Ascomycota; Dothideomycetes; Botryosphaeriales; Aplosporellaceae. The transcript has 2 exons.
AUGAAGUUCUUCCUCACCACCGCUGCCGUCCUCGCAGCCGCCUCUCCCGCUCUGGCACUAAGCGGCCACAGCAACAGCACCGUCGCAGUGCCCGCCUGCCCCCCGACCUCGUCCUCAACCAUGGACGUCGUCACGCGCAGCCCCGUCCCCGUCAUGACGCCCAGCGCGCCUGUUCCGUCCUUCUACACCGUCCCGACGAACGAGACGGCCGGCGGCUCUGGUUGGCCUGGUGCCUCGUCCGGCGCGACGUGGAGCGCUACGGCUACGCCUCCGGUUACGUCGCCCUCGUCGCCGGCGUAUACCGGUGCUGCGGUGGUUAACCACCCGGUGGCCUUUGGGGGCGUCGUUGUUGCUGCUGCUGCGGGUGUUAUGGGAUGGGUUUUGUAG